CCAACAACCAAAGAAAGCAUGGAUACGCAGGUGAAGCUCGCAGUGGUGGUCAAGGUGAUGGGCCGCACCGGGUCCAGGGGUCAGGUGACCCAGGUGAGAGUCAAGUUCCUGGACGACCAGAACCGUCUCAUCAUGAGGAACGUCAAGGGGCCUGUCCGGGAGGGCGACAUCCUCACCCUGCUCGAGUCUGAGCGGGAGGCCAGGAGGCUGCGCUAAGCACUUUCUUUCUUCACCUGUCUGUCUUCGGAAGUACUCCUGAAAUUGUGUGCUGUUGCCUUCUUACUCUACUGCUUCCGUCUUUUGCCUUGGCUAUGGAGAUGUAAUGAGUUUCCUUCUGUUGCCGAAAUUAAAAUGCACUUGAUGUUAUUGUUGCACACCUCUCGGUAAUGAGAAUCGACUAUAUUGAAUCCUA
Triticum urartu is the source of this 412-nucleotide messenger RNA. Its product is annotated as small ribosomal subunit protein eS28. Gene Ontology annotation, molecular function: structural constituent of ribosome. Gene Ontology annotation, cellular component: ribosome; cytosolic small ribosomal subunit. NCBI's taxonomy places the organism in Eukaryota, Viridiplantae, Streptophyta, Magnoliopsida, Poales, Poaceae. Gene Ontology annotation, biological process: maturation of SSU-rRNA; ribosomal small subunit assembly; translation. The record is from RefSeq and is a predicted model, not a curated record.